This is a messenger RNA of Pungitius pungitius (ninespine stickleback), 4655 nucleotides long. RefSeq names its product SH3 and PX domains 2B (gene sh3pxd2b). Gene Ontology annotation, biological process: superoxide anion generation. Gene Ontology annotation, molecular function: superoxide-generating NADPH oxidase activator activity; protein binding; phosphatidylinositol binding. The coding region runs from base 380 to 3196 and encodes 938 amino acids. The transcript has 15 exons. The record is from RefSeq and is a predicted model, not a curated record. Lineage: Eukaryota; Metazoa; Chordata; Actinopteri; Perciformes; Gasterosteidae. Gene Ontology annotation, cellular component: cytoplasm.
GGAGGGACCGGCUGGCAGCAGCAGCGGCGGCGGGGGGGGGGAGCUGGGAUAGGCUGGGAGUUCGGUUUGGAACCGUCAGCGGGACGGGACGAGGCACGAGAAGAGGUGUGGGGGGGAGAGGAGCACUGUUCUAACUUCUGUCUUCCGAGCGGCUUUCCAAGGGGAGGCUCGGUGGGGAAGGGGAGAGAGAGAGAGGGAGAGAGAGAGAGAGAGAGAGAGAGCAGCAUUUGUUGCACCCGGAGGUCACAGAUCGCGAGCCCCGCGGAUGACAAAGAAGCAAACUCUCCAAAAAUCCGGGUUCGAUCGCUCGUGAAAAUCCAAACGGGGAUUCGUUUUUUCCCCCCUCUGUUUAACGGAGGCGUAAAGAGAAGAGGACACCAUGCCGCGGCGCACCGUGCAAGAAGUACUGGUGCAAGAUGUCCAGAAACGGAGGAACCCGAACAAACACUACGUUUACAUCAUCAAAGUGUCCUGGAGCGAUGGAAGUACAGAAAUCAUUUACAGGCGCUACAGCAAGUUCUUUGACCUCCAGAUGGAAUUGCUGGACAAAUUCCCUGUGGAAGGAGGCCAGAAGGACCCUAAGCGUAGGAUCAUUCCUUUCCUACCAGGGAAGAUCUUGUUUAGGAGGAGCCAUAUCCGAGAUGUGGCCAUGAAAAGGCUGCGGCCCAUCAACGAGUACUGCGGGGCCCUCAUUCAGCUGCCAGUCUACAUUUCCCAGUGUGAGGAAGUCCGAGUGUUUUUUGAGACCAGAUCCGAUGACAUCAACCCACCCAAGGAAGAACCCAUCGGAAAGAAGAAAUCAGGGGUUGUGGAGAGAGCGACUGCUUUCCUAAAGCGAGGAGACUCCACCUCCGCAGACCCUCUCUUCCUCGACCAGUACGUGGCGGUGACCGACUACGAGAAGGCGGAGAGCUCCGAGGUCAGCCUGCACGUGGGGCAGGUGGUGGAGGUCAUUGAGAAAAAUGAAUCUGGGUGGUGGUUUAUUAGCUCAGACGACGCCCAGGGCUGGGUCCCCGCCACCUGCCUCGAGGCUCAGGAUGACCCCGAUGACUUCACCAUUCCAGGGGAAGAAGUGCCGCGCAGGUUCUGGUCACUGCCGAGGCACUUUGGUCGUCGAAGAACUUUAGGGGAUCUAUUCAGCACAGGCUUUGGGCAAGAAGAGAAGUAUUCAGUGAUUUACCCGUACGCGGCCAGGGACCCGGAUGAGAUCGACAUUGAGCGGGGCAUGGUGGUAGAGGUGAUUCAGAAGAACCUGGAGGGCUGGUGGAAGAUCAGGUACCAGGGCCGCGAGGGCUGGGCUCCGGCCUCCUACCUGAAGAAGGCCGACAUCCAGGGCCAGAAGCCGUUAGCAGGCGCCGCUGCUCACGCCAGUGCCAAUGACCUGGACGGGCUCUCUAAGCAGAACCAGCACAGCAACGCUUCCAAGGAGAACCGAGAGAACAGCCAAAAAGAAAACAGGCUCUCGUUUCUUUCCGAAAUAAAAGUGGGAGCAAGACACAGACCUCCUCCCCGCAGAGACCUUACGAUUCCGCGCGGCACAAGCUUACCCAAGCCGCCGAUUCCGCCUCAAGUCGAGGAGGAGUUCUACACAAUAGCCGACUUCCAGACCACCAUCCCCGAUGGAAUAAGCUUCCAGGCCGGACUCAAAGUUGAGGUGGUUGAGAAGAAUAAUGGCGGUUGGUGGUACAUCCAGAUAGAUGACAAAGAGGGCUGGGCCCCUGCCACCUUUAUUGACAAGUACAAGAAGACCAGUAAUGCCCUGCGACCUAAUUUCCUGGCCCCGCUGCCCAAUGAGAUGGAGAAGCUGAGACUGGAAGACGGUGGACCUUCAAAUGUGUCCGGGACAGACGACAGCUGGUCCAAACCUUUACCAGAUGAGCCCAGCGCAGCCCUCGACUCCUGUGCCCGGCCCAAGCUGAGAGAUUGGAAGUCCAGCGCCAACAAGGGGCCUCCCUCCGUCCCCGGGCCUCUACCUCCCGCUCCAGCGGCGCCCCCAGUGGAGGAGAAACCCGCCCUUCCGCCUCGAAGGGAGUCCAUCAACAAGGGCUUUGAGCCGGAGGUGUCGGAGAAACCAAGGGCGGAUCAUUCCAAGCCGUUGCCUCCCAAACCCCCGGCUCCCGGGGUCAUCGUGCCGCUGGUCCCCCCCAAAGCGGUCCCCUUCAAACCGGACAAACCCCCAGAGGCCAAGAAGGAGGACAAGAGCAAACCUCAUCUCCUCCGCAAUGAAAUGGGCCUGGAGUGCGGCCACAAGAUCUCCGCCAAAGAGGUGAAGAAGUUCAACCUGAAACCCGUACCACCGAAACCAAAGUCCGAAGCGCAGGAGGAGAAACCCGAGGCCGCCGGCCCGGCGGCGUUCAUGAAGGCCAAGCCGGUGGUCCGACCCAAACCGCUUCCGGCCGCCAAGCCGGACCCUCCGGCCGAGAACAGGCUGGACAUCACGAACCUCCGGAGCAAGCUGAGGCCGCCGAAGCCCGCGGAUCCGAGCGUCGCGUCCGCCGAGGCGAACCAUCAGAACGGCACCUCGGCGGCAGCAGCGACGGGCCCCCACCCCAGCGCCCCCCAGAGCGCACCCCCCUCCCACGUCCCCACUCUCAACAACGGCAAGCACUGCGACGAGCCAAGACUCCCCCCGAGACCCGUCAAUGGCCACAGCCGCGAGGGCUCGCCACCGCCGCCGCCGCCCUCGGCGAAACCAGCGGUGCCUCCCCACAAAGAACCCCCGCAGAGGCCCCCUAGCAUGGUCCCAAGGAGACCCCCUCCCCCGAAGAAGACCGACCCGUCGAGCCCGACAGAGUUGAAACCUCAAGUCGCUCCAAAAGACACCCUGGACGUCUCCAAGGCACCGCCCAACCAACUCGGCAGACCCCCUCCCCCUAAACCCAAAGGGUUUGUUGCCAACAGGGAAAGAGAAGAGCCCAGAACCAACAAGGUCCCAGUUCCUCCCAAGCCCCAGCUGAAGGGGGAGAAGCCCGGGCCGCCCAAGGCCAAGCUCCCGCCGCUGCUCCCGGAGCGCAGUAAGGACGACCUGUAUUUGGCCGUGGCGGAUUUCGAGGGGGACGACCAGUCGUCCAGCUUCAAGGUGGGCACGGUGUUCGAGGUGCUGGAGAAGAACAGCAGCGGCUGGUGGUUCUGUAAGAACGUAGGGCGGGAAGUUGAGAGCUGGAUCCCCUCAAAUUACCUGAACAAGAGAGCUUAGGACGUGCUCUCCAGAGUGUGGCCACAUGAACGCAAUGAGCAAAAUAUCACAACUUUGUAGCUAAUUUCUUUUCUUUUAAGGUACCUUUUAAAGUGACAUUUUUUUUAAUUUUUUUUUAUUUUGAUAGAAAUAUUCGACUUAAACCGAACCAGCAAUACCACGAGACCUUGUUUACGUUUUCUAUUUUUUCUUUUUUUUAAUCUCAAAUAUAAAAAAAAACCCGCUUUCCUUCUGUUGCCAUAUGCCGCCGCUUGUGUCCGUCUUGCGAUAAGUGCGUCUUCGCCUCCGCCUUCUAUGAUACGGUGCCUCUAUAUAUUAUACGCUAAUGUGCUCUAUAUGCAACAGUAGAUGUAGCCCUUGUUGGAAUCAUCUCCACAUCACAGGACGAAACACUACAAUCCAGCAGGGGAGACAAAGACAUGCACAUGGGGGGGGGGGGGGGGGGGAGCGAGAGACAUGCGCAUUAGUUUCAGGGCCAUCGAGAUGCUUUUCUUCAUCGACCGCGUGAUUAACGCCGUGCUCCUUUUUACCGUAGUUUCAUUUGAGAUUGAGAAGGUUUGCACAUGCGGACGGAAGGGGAAGAAUGCCACGGUGCAUUUCACUCCUUAAAUGUGUUUUUUUUUUUUUUAACACUCUGUACAAAUGAUCCACUGACGUAAAGAUGAGGCUUGAACAACCAAACUGACAAGUUGAGAACAAGCUCUCUGUCCAAGUAUUUGAACGCUAUCUAGUUAAAAUCGCACCCAGACAGUAAUUACGUUUUAAAAAAUGUGACCCGCGGAGAACUUCUGCACACCGGUACCAAAUGUCUGACCCAGAAAGAGUAAGACGUUGACGGUCUUCAGUGACUUGUGCAAUCACGUACAGCAUUGCACGUGUACAGAUUGUUCUUAACCGAAGUUUGGUGCUCAAAUAACAUAAAAGUAUGAUCAUUGUAAAAAAAAAAAAAACUUUUACAUCAUGCUUGACUGGUCAAGUAUGGUCGGUAUAGCAAAUGAUUUAAUUUUAUUGUACAGAAAUGAAAAGCAUAUCUUUGCUGUUGUCACUUUUUCUUUGAUGGGCCAUCGGGUCGUUUACACUGUACUGAUUUGGGGACGAAAGAGCCAACAGUAAACUGGUUUUUGUUAAUGGGAAUUGCUAAUUGGAGUUAAUACAGAGGGUUGGGUUGUUUUUCAGAACAGGUCAGAAAUGUGCACCCAUGGCUCUGUAAAACAAUCGGACAAGGCUGCAAGCUGUCACACUGCUUCUAGUUGCUUUAUUAUAAUUCCAUGUUUCACAUUGCAAAGACUAAUUUGUAUUGUUGAGGGUUAUUUCACGAGGGUUCAGUACAGUGUAAAGCAAAAGUAUGAGUUGAUGGUGUCAUUUCAGUAUUGUAGUAUUUACUUUUUUUACUCUGUAUUUUUCAUUACAUAGCUCAUUUUCCUUAAGUCAAUAAAAAAAAAUUCUGGAUUUCUCAGUA